AAAAAGAAAGGAGGGGAGGCUGUCAUGGGGCCAGAAUAUCCUAUGGAAUCGUGCCUCACUGUCUCGACGCGUGUGUUCCUCCAAAUAACGAAGAUCCUGAAACCGAAGAACGUAGAUUUGGAGUUGGUAACGACAGACAUUGCAGAUGUAAAAAGUACCCUAAGUAGGGUACCAUCGACAUCAUUGAUUACAUCUCCCGGAUGCGAAUUACGGUUUUAUAACAUCCUUCCGAACCCAUCCGAAGAUAAUAUCUUGCAUACUGUGUUUUUCGACUUUGAAGUGGUAAAGGCUGCUCCAUUGCUUAUCACUGAUGCUGUUUGCGAGAUCACCGACGAGCAAUUAAUUCAUCUCAGAGCGUCCCGGCUUUAUCUGGAAGCGCACAGGAUUUUGGAAAAAGGCAUCAAUGAGCUGAUUCUGGUACGCUUUCUGAGCGAUUAUGCAGCCUGA
Messenger RNA from Cylicostephanus goldi, 447 nucleotides. Lineage: Eukaryota; Metazoa; Nematoda; Chromadorea; Rhabditida; Strongylidae. The record is from the annotation of a GenBank genome assembly.